AUGAAGCUUCUGGUGGCCCUUGUAGCUGUUACCAGCAGUCCGGCCUUCGUGGCAAGUGUGGAACCACCCCAAGAUCCACUCCAAGGGGCCAUCUUCUUCACAAGCCUGGGUACCAAAGAGCUGGUGCGUCUGGACUGCAACAAACAGGGCUGCACCGGGCCUCACACCGUCGCAACGGGCAUGGAGACCUAUGGUGGCCUACUUCCAUGGAAAGGACACCUUCUAGCCGCCUUGAAGAGCCAUCAGCUGGUGCAGUUGGAUCCCUGGUGCCAGAACAGCAGCUGCCCAGUGACAGCACUGGUCGAUGUGGACCACGUGCUUGGUGGUGAGCAUGGGUCCUACGACUUGGGAGGCGUAUCUUUGUGCCAGGACUCUCUCUUCAUUGUCUUCGGAGGCCAGAAGGGAGCUACUGGAGUUCUCCGGUGCACAGGCUGCUCGCCCGGGCAGGACUGCACCUCCGGGUGCUCCUUAGUGGAUGGUGGAAACGAACCCGGCAAGGGCUCACAGCAGUUGUCCGCAUUUGCUGCUGGCAUCACCUGUGUGGAUGACAAUGUUCUUGUUACCGAUAACAGCAACUCUAGGGUGCAGGCGAUCCCAGCAGGAUGUGUGAGAGCGCCAUGUGAUGUCAAGACGUUUGCGACGGGAGUGAAGUGGCCUCUUGGCAUUGCGGCAGUCAAUGGUGGGAGGCGUGUAUUGGUCACCCUGGAUGAAGGCAUUGUAUCCUUCCUACCAAACGGAACAUCUCAAAGAGAUUGGAGCAGCCGCGGGGACAUGGGCUUCCUUUGCGAAGGAGGUGGGCGCAUUUUGGCUGCCAGUGGUGGCGAUGGCAACGUCGUAUCCUUCGACCCUGCGUGCGAGGGGCCAAAUUGCACGGCCACGCUGGUUUGGAAUUCAAGUGGAAGCACAGCAAGAGCGGCGAGCGCCAUCGCGUACGUGCCUGCUCAGCCUCAUGACGGUCCAAGCUCGUUCAUCGUGUGA
This is a messenger RNA of Symbiodinium pilosum, 978 nucleotides long. Lineage: Eukaryota; Dinophyceae; Suessiales; Symbiodiniaceae. The record is from the annotation of a GenBank genome assembly.